Messenger RNA from Rattus norvegicus (Norway rat), 9071 nucleotides. The record is from RefSeq and is a predicted model, not a curated record. Lineage: Eukaryota; Metazoa; Chordata; Mammalia; Rodentia; Muridae.
UUUGAUAACAAAUUCUUUUUUUGAAGCUUGCUCUUUAAUUACUGCUGACACAUUCAAAUGCUGAUUUAAAAGUGUCUGAGAACUUUUAUUUACUUUCCCAGACUCAAACACAAAGGGAAGGAGCCCUGUAUAGCCUGCUAGGCAGCAGUUGAGCUGAGCAGUGUGGUAUACCUGAAGUUGAGCUCACACUUGAAAUGAGCUGGCCAGGCUAGAAAGGGUGUGUGUGUGUGUGUGUGUGUGUGUGUGUGUGUGUGUGUGUGUGUGUGUGUGUAUUGGCUCUGAGCCCCUUGUGGAACUAGCAGACUGUUGCUUCUGAUUUGUAGACUUACCAACCGGAAUCCUUGACUACGUGGCCUCUUUUAACCUUCCAGACACAGUUCUCCAGGUCUGUUGACCUUUGAGUUCCAUGUACUCUGCUACGCCCUCUGACUGGAAGUGUUCCUCCCUCUAUCUGCAGGAGAUGUUACGUGCAUCCCAAGGUGUUAUUACCACAUUUUCAGAUGUUGGUUCAUACAUUUGUCAGAGAUUUUCAUCAUCGUUUUCAUGGCUACAUAAUAUUUCAUUUUAGAGAGAUUUUCAUCAUCGUUUUUCAUGGCUAUAUAAUAUUUCAUUGGCUAUUUUAACUACAGAGGGCUGAGCAUCACUGUGUAUGCAUUACUGCUAAAAUGCUAUCUGUUUGUUAGGAUACAUUCCAAGGAAUGAAGUUGUUUUAUUUAAAAAUGGCCUAUGAUUAUUCAUGAAUAGUGCCUUACCGAUUCUUAAAAUGUAAGACAUUUUAUUUAAAUCUACAUCUUAGUCUGGGGUCCUUGUCAAGUAAUACUUCUCACACACACACACACACACACACACACACACACACACACACACACACAGAGACACAUUACUUACAUAGACAACCAGCCAGAGCACAUUACUUGCACAGACAGGUAGACAGACACACAUUACUUAUCUAGACAGGCAGACAGACACACAUUGCUUACACAGUCAGGUGGACAGACAUUAUUUACAUAAAUAGACAGUCACAGGGUAUACCACCUUAUUACUUAUACAGACAGGCUGACAGACAGUCAUUGCUUACACCGACAGGCAGACAGAUAUACUUCUUACACAGCAGGCAAACAGACACACAUUACUUACACAGUCAGACAGACAGACAGACAGACACACUUGUAAGUACCACCUUAUUAUUUACACAGGCAGGCACAGGGUCUAUCACCUUAUUAUACAGACAGGCUGACAGACACGCAUUGCUUACACAGAUAGGCGGACAGACACACUUGUAAGUACCACCUUACUAUUUACCCAGUCAGGUAGGCCCAGUAUGAACCAUCCCAUGUGUAGUAUUCAGUAUCUGGCAUUGCAGUCAGUAAUGCAGAUUUGCUUAUUUUGACUUUCUCCUAGAGCUGUAGUUAGCUAUUCUGUAGAGAUUUCCAACCUUGAAACUGUCGGUAAGUAGAGGACAGAUACAAGAUUCAAGUGUGCCUUAUCCUAACACAGACCGACCUGCUCAUGGGAGAUUGGUGGUGAGGGACUCUGGGCCGUUCUGUCCCACGGCUUAGUUUCUGCAUAAGGAGUUGGGCCAAUGUAGGGACCGUCUGGAGUGCACUGCUUCGAGGUAUUUGUUCUCCUUGCUCUGUCACUGUAAUCUGCUCUGUGCAAAGCAAACAAAUGAUACAGCAGCUGCAAGUGGAGAGUGCGGCCGGGCCCUUCCAUCAUCUCCUGACUCACACCUUUCCAGGGCUCAUUACUGAGGCCCUGUCAGCUGCCUGCACUGACCCUGGUGUCUGGCAUGAUCCGCAUCCACAGAGAACUUUCUGAUGUUAUCUGCUGUGGUCACAUGCUGGUUUCAUGACUCUGGGCACCUUUGAUCUUUAGCACCGUGUCUCUUAGAGAUGGGGAGUUCCUCUUCCCCACUAAAACCAUUGUUCAGGCUGUCUGAGUAACUGUUGCCUUGAGACAGCCUUGGCUGGCUCUGAACCUGGGACAAACCACCAGGCUUACCUCCCCAACCUCCUGGUCUGUUUGUUUGUUUGAAGCAGAGACAUGGCUGCCUAAGUCCAGUGCUUCUACCUUGUAACCCAAGACUCAUAGGAGCCCUCCCUGCAGCCUUCUUGAUCUCUCUGGGAAUGUGGGAGUACCGAGUAGGGGAGGGUUGCACAUUGUACACUCGAGGAGCACACGGAAGCAUUUAACUAUCACACCACACUUACCUUUUGUUUUUUGAGGAUAUUGAUGAAAACGUCACCCCUGCUCUCUUUCUAUGUGUGUGGAGUGCAGAAACCCAACAGCUGUGAUCUUGUUUUGAUGUAAAACUCUUCAUUCUCAGGACCCUGAGUCACUGAAGGCUAUGUAGAGCCACUAUUUUUUUUUGUUUCUGUUUCUGAUUUAAUUGUAAAAUUCUACUUUCUUCAUUGCUGGUGAAUUUUUAAGUUAUUGCCAUCUCCUAUUCAUUAAAUAAUGCCAACCCCUAGCAGAAUCUAUCUCUUUUCAGUAACAAAUACCACUAAAGCAGCCUUUUCUUUACAGCAGUGACCCUCAACUGUCCUAACGCAGCAGCCCUUUAAUACAGUUCCUCAUGCUGUGCUGACCCCCAACCAUAAAAUCAUUUUGUUGUUGCUUCAUAACUGUAAUUUUACUGCUGUUAUGAAUUGUAAUGCAAAUAUCUGAUAUGCAGGAUAUCUGAUAUGUGACCCCUGUGAAAGGGUCAUUCAACUUCCAAAGGGGUUGCGACCAGGUUGAGAACCACUGCCUUAAAGUCUUCUGAGAUGCUAGUUCUAUGGCACUCCUACUGUUCCUCUUUGCUACCUCUCCUGUAGAUGUUUGCUUCUCCCCUUCCUGUCCGCUCCUCACUGAAAGCCAUUCUGUAACCAGCAGCGCCUAUAGCCAUGCCCUCUACCUGGAGAAUCACAAUCAUCAGAUCCAGAGCACGGCCCAUUAAAGUUGGGAUCUGGACUGUGCUGUCCAGAGUGAUUCAAAGGCUUCUCACCAGAGUGGCACUCUUUGGAGGGUGUGGUACCUUUAAGAGGUGAGGCUUGCAGAGAGUUGAAGCUGGUGGGUGUUGGACCUUUAAGAGUUUUUUUUUUCUCCCCUCCCUGAGGACGACUGAUGGGUGGCUGUGCCUUUGAGAGGCAAUUCUUUGUGGCAUUGUUUCAAAAGGAUUGGUUUGUGGGUCCUUAAGAUGAGAGAGAGAGAGAGAGAGUGAGAGAGAGAGAGAGAGAGAGAGAGAGAGAGAGAGAGAGAGAGAGAGAGAGAUCAGCACCGAGUUGGUUUUGUCCUCAUGUUUUUAUUCUGUCUAGCUUCCAGACCUUGGGGGUACAUCACAACUUUCAGUGUGACUCUUCCCCUCACAGUUAAUUCUCUCAGGAAACACCCUCUCAGCCACCCCCACCCCUCAGCCAUGUGCCUCACCCACCAGCUCCAGAGUGGUUCUAAAUCCAGUCAGGUUGAUGAGCAAGGUUAAUGAUCACAAGAGGAGAUGCCGAGUGGCUUGAAGAGGGAGAGGGUCAGUGCCUAAGACUUGGAUUCCUGCUUUCGACUUCAGUGCUUUUGAAAGAAAACCUUGCUUAAGCUGCAGUCAGAUGGCAGAAGCAAUGCUGGACCUCGAGUUGGUUAAGACUCUGGACCACCCCGCUUGGUUGUCUGGUCUUAGUGCUUGGUAGGCAUCAUGAUAAAACUGGGGCUUUAUAGAUGUUGACCAGAAGAACAAGUGUGGAUGCGGUGAGCCUGAUUUUGUCUUACUGGGAGGUUGGGCCGAUGCCUGUCAAACCCACCCCUGUAAAGAUCCAGUGGUGUUCUUGUUUCUUGUUUGUGUUUAGGUGAUGAGAAGGCAGAGCCCACCCACCCUCAGUGGAAUUGAGGAGUGUUGUACACAGUGCCUUAUCCCACUCCCUUCCAAGUGCCUUAGAAACUUCAGGUGGAUUAAGAAGUGCAGUUUAGAGAGAUCCUGGAGGGCUGGGGAGUGCGGCUCAGUGGUGCAGCGUUUGCCUAACAUGUUCAAGACUCCGGAUUCAGCAACACCCCCACCCUCAGGGAGGGGAGGGAGAGAGAUUCAAAAAGAUAUUUUGAACUUUUUGAAUUUAUGAGAAAAUUUCUCAUCCUAUGAAAUUAAUUUUGCUUUAGGUUAUUUUCCCCGCGGUGUCUACAUAUGAGAGAGAAAUGAGUCUGGCCAUUUUACUGACAGUGGUGGUGGUGUCUCCCCUUCUUUAGGAUCCAGUGUCUGUUUACAGACAAGGACCCUGGUUUUGCCGUUGUGGAAGGAGGGAUACUCUGUGGGACAGGAUCUGCUUUAUACAUGGGUUAUACUUAACGGUUUCCUUCUGGUCUCAACUGAAAGUGGAGGCAGAUGGAAGGAAGGGGCAGUGUUGGCAAGACAGAGCGCAAGUCUGCACUUGGUCACCAUGCAAAGGGACCUGUGCUUCUGACCCUGCUCAGCAAUGUAAGGAAGGACUGUGUAGUCAGCGUGAUGGUUUAAAAACACGUAGAAGUUUCAUAUAGAAAAGGCAUGUCUAAUGUGUUCAUAGGUGGAUGGUGUUGCUUGCCUUUGGCAGAAGUUGAGUCUUUGAAGGAACACUUUGUUCUGCUGAUAAAUGGAGAUGUUUAGUUCUGUAGGCACCUACUUUGUCUAUAUUCUGUAUCUUGUGUAAACAGCCACAUGUGAAAUGCUUACAGAAAUUAAAAAAAAUAAAGACCCAUGAAAGUGAACCAGGUACAAAAUUCCCUAUUGAGCAAGAGAUCUGAGAAAUAAAUACUAAUUUUUAGAAAAGAAACACCUGUUAGCAUUAGGAAACCAACACAACACAAGGACACACACACACACACACACACACACACACACACACACACACACAUGAAAUACACCCAAGGAAGGGCUUAGAAAGAUGAAAGAUUCUGUGGUUAGGUUAAACCUCACUGAAGAGACGAUUAGUGGAAUGGAGAAUUUAUCAAGUGUGCAGCUCUACACAGGGACAGGAAAUUUAAAGCUAAAGAGAGAGACUGAAGGUCCGGAGGACAGAACAAGGAACGACUGUGCCGCUUCACUGUGCUCCUAGAGAGAGCACAACGGAAAACUUAGACCACAUCUGAUUAACUUUCUAGAGGUUACCCGAUCUCUCAGUCUGCAGAAACAGGAAAAAGAGUGUGAUGAGAAGAAAAAGAAAUAUUAGCUACCUGGAAAUGCACAUGCCUAUAAGCCCAGGAUUUAGGGAGUCAAGGAAGGAGAAACAGAAGUUCAAGGCUAGUGACUAAGUAGUGAGUUCAAGGCCAGUGUAGGCUCCUAGAGACCUUGUCUGAAAAACAAAGCAAACCAAAACAACGGACAAAUACAAAGACAAUCUGCCCUUUCAACCUUGAGGCAAAACUAUGGAAUUACAAAGGUUUAAAGUUAUAAAACCCAGCUGGACUGGGAGGAUGACUUGGGAGGACCAUGGGAAGAAGCACAGAGGAGCACCUGUAUAGAAGUAAUACCGAGCUGACUGCAGAUAGCCCCGGAAAUGAAGGAAUAACUUAAUACCUUCAGAGAAUUGGGAGGAAAUUCAAAGGUGAGAAUGAAACGCGUUUUUUUAAACAUUAAAGCCAAGAAAAAUUAUACUUAAUAGACCUGCAUUAAAGGAACCGUAGGAGGAAGAAACAUGAAAAUUAACCAGCUAGGCAUCUAAUUUGACACAGAAAAUGAGCAGUGUUAACUGCAGAAAAUAAAGAGGAGAACUUGAUAGAAGCAUGAGCCCAAAUUAGUGCACUGGAAACAGCAGCAGCAAAGAUGCUGCUAAUAAAUUAUGGUUUCUGUGGGUAUUUUGAAAACCUGUAAUAUGCUAUGAAGUGCUGUAUGACAGCUAUCUAGGCAAGAUAGAUAGUAAGAAAAAAGUAACUUACUAAACUUGAGCCAAGACAGAAAAUAGGCUGAAUAGUUUUAUAAGUGGAAGGUAGAAUAGGAUAUUAUUUAUUUGUGGUGCAAUUUUUACUCACUAAAUUGAACAGAUUUUAUAAGACUUUUGGAUAGCCAUAAGAAUAAACUUAAUAGAAGACAUUGAAGAAAACCUAGCAAAUGGACAGAGAAACCAGGCUCACCUUGCAAGUAGUCAGGCAUCUACCCUCAGAUGAUUGACAGCAACAGAAUUGUUCCAAGGCCAAGUUUUUCACAAGGCAAUCUAAGCCACUCAGCAAGAUUGUUCUCAAAUUUAGUUCACAUGCAAAGACUCAAGAAUGCACAGUGUGUCUCAGUAGGGGUAGGUUGGUGUAGAAAUCAACCCUGGGACUGCAAUAAACCUUGAUUGUGGUAUGUUCUAAGUCUACGUGGAAGAGGGAGGUUUCUGUUAAAUCGUAGCUCUGAGACGAGAUGAUCAGCAAUAAUAAUGAUAAUAAUAAUGACGAUGAUAAUAAAAUAAUCCAACGCAUACACACUCAGCUUCUUUCCCUAAUGAUUAAAAGAAUUUCAGUAAAAGGCAAAACAUUUGAGACGGGUUGAGAGUUAGCUCAGUUGGCAAAAGGCUUACCCUACAAACAAAGAGGCAGUCACCAGAGUUCAUGCUGAUGACAGUGAUCAGCCAGGAAGGCAUGUGUGUGGCUACAGUAAUAUUCUAAGCUGAGGAUUAUUAUGGUCCAUUACUUAGAUUUAUAAAAUCUAUGCUGGUUACCUGUCGCGCGCCCAAUGUCCCGCCAGCAAGAACGACGCGCGGCAACAGGAUUCUUCUGUGAGCAAGCCUUUACUGUGUUAUAGCUCUUCUCAGUGUUACAGCUCUUCUCAGUGUUAUAGCUCUUCUCAGUGUUACAGCUCUUCUCAGUGUUACAGCUCUUCUCAGUGUUACAGCUCUUCUGAACAGGGACCCCGAGCAGCAAAAUCGCUCGGCUUAUAUAGACAGCAGUAUGUUAAUUAUCUCUCAGGGAUUGGUGGGGCUUGGAUCACCCCACUACUUGUCCUCCAGGGAUUGGCGGAGAAUGAAUCACCUCAUUAGCAUAUUAACGGUCAACUAACACCUGGUGAAUAAACCGCACAUGUGCAGUACCGCUGUUCACCACUAGAGGGAGCCCUAGCAAGGGGACAAGCCUGCACAUGCGCAGUCAGGCGAGUUCCUGGGUCAAGCGGUCACCUUCACAAGACUGAAGAUGGCGACUGGGAGUGGAGUGAUGAUGAGAUGGAUGAGAAGAGUGAGGAGGGGAAAGCGGCUGCCUCUCAAGAGAAGUCACGAAGAGUAAAAGAAGAGAACCCAGAGAUCUCGGUGAACGCUGGUGGCAUCCCCGAGCAAAUACAGUCCCUCUCCGUGCACGACUCUCAGGGCCAACCAAAUGCUAAUGAAGACUACAGAGAAGGUCCUUGUGCGGUCAACCUUGUUUUAAGAUUAAGAAACUCCAGAAAGGAACUUAAUGACAUACGAUUUGAGUUUACUCCAGGAAGAGAUACAGCAGAUGGUGUGUCUCAGGAGCUCUUCUCUGCUGGCUUGGUUGACGGUCAUGAUGUAGUUAUAGUGGCUGCUAAUUUACAGAAGAUUGUAGAUGACCCCAAAGCUUUAAAAACGUUGACAUUUAAGUUGGCUUCUGGCUGUGAUGGGGCGGAGAUUCCUGACGAAGUGAAGCUGAUCGGGUUCGCCCAGUUGAGUGUGAGCUGAUGUAUGUCCCUUGCUGUCACCCUCAUCUGUCGUGCCCUCCCCCCCUUCCAGCCCCCUCUUUGCCUCCUUCCUCUCACCCCCUCACUCCCAAAUCCCAGCAAAUAAGAAGAUUGUGAAGAGGCUGGCUUCGAUGAAGUGGGAUAAAAAAAAUAAUAAUUUUAAAAAAAAACUCCGAGCACUCUGAGUUCUGCUUUAUUCUCCAGCAAUCCACAGUGUGAGCACAGGCAAGUGCUGCAAUAGUGCAUUGCUGAUUUCUUUCCAGAGAGCUAUUUACUAUUCUUAGCAGUCAAUUUGGAUAGCCCUUAAGUGAGGAGUCUGAAACACACUCAGGUGGUCCUAUCUCUUGGCAACAAAAGGAAUCUUCUACCAGAAGCCUUUUCUCCUCUUACUGUUGUAUUUCUGUUUAAUAAUUAAUAAUAAUUAAUUGUACAUCUGACAAUACUGCCUCUUUUAUGUUGUCUUAGAAAUUAAUAUACUUAUAAAAUUAAGAUUUAUUAGCCAGACUUGAAUUCUAGUUUUAAAACUGACUGUGAAUUUUAUUUUUCAUAUAUUUAUGCUUUACACACCUUAGCUAUGAGGGAAAAAGUUUUGAUUAUAAUGCUUUCCGCGGUUGAUCUCUUGUUAUUUAAACAAAUGGUUUCAGGUCAAUCUUUGGAGUAUUUGUAGCUUCUAAUUUUUGAAAUGACUGAAUUGAAAAUUUGAAUGCUUUCUCUUUUGGUUGGUUUGCCUAAAAUCCAGUCCACAAUCCAGUCGUCUCUUGGGAGAGGGAGGUGCCUUGUAAACUUUCAUACUUCGAAUGUGCCUGAGACUGCUUAACCCUGGACUAGUCUCAGAUCUCAAACCCGCACUACACAUGGAGGCAUACGUUUGCUUCAUCUGGACAUUUAGAAUACUGUACCUGUGCUGCCGUUCUGUUAGAUCGCUGACUACAUCCCCGUGUCUGAUUCGGCUCUCCUUAGGUGAUAGGAUUCAUUGUUUGUAAGGCGAUAAACUUGACCACACCAGAAUCUGAGUUUUACUUGAAACUCUGCAGAAUACACAGGGGGUAUGAAAAACAAAACAAAACAAAACAGAAAGAUUUUUUUGUGCAAUGGCAAAAGGUAAAAAUGCUGUAAACGUUCGAGAAUAAAUAUUUCCAACCCAAGAACCUCCUGCUUGACUAUGUAUUAUGAACCUAACAAACCUUAGGAUUUUCAAAUUUGGAGUCAAAACCCUCAAGAAGGUGGCUCCGGGGAUGGCACCAUUGCUCCUUACAAGCUAACCCUAGAUGCGGCAGCUCUUUAACGUACUUUAAAAAGCAAAUAUAUAUUACUAAGGAAAGAAGUUAUUUAUAAUUGCCUUGUCAUAAUCGUUAAGGUGUUCUAGAACCAUUUGCAUACAAUUUAAUGUAAUUCCAUUCCAUUCUAUUGUUUACACAAUUACUCAAAGAUGGCUGCAAAGGUAAAAGGAAAAAUAAAAGCGUCUUGCACAGUG